AUGUCCGAGUAUCGUCAUAUUCGAUCCGGUAGCUUAAACAUUCCCUCCCAGACAAAUACCAUGAGUCCGAUAGUUCCGUCGCACGGUCGCUUCGACGGUCCCCGAAGCCCGCCGAAUACAUCGCACGUACCAUGUAAAUUCUUCCGACAGGGCGCUUGCCAGGCUGGUUCUGCUUGUCCCUUCAGUCACGACCUCGGUACGGCAUCGGAAACGGUGUGCAAGUACUUUGCCAAGGGCAAUUGCAAAUUCGGUCCUAAAUGCGCCAAUGUCCAUGUUCUAGCUGACGGUAGACGAAUCAACUAUGGCAAGAAUGGUAUCACCAUCGGCCAGCCCAUUCACCUCGGCAAUCGAGUCAAUCCCACCGCCUACAACAAUUCGAAUAGCGCCCUAACCAAUUCCUUCAUGCGUGCCGACGCCAAUCCCUCUUACAGCGGAACGUAUAACGGUUACCCGAUGUCCCCGAGCGACACCUACCAAUCCAUUGAUCGUCGACCGAGCUUAGAGAACGUUCCUACCAUCGAUACCACAUAUUCCCACACGAGUUCCCAAUACGGUUCGCCAAGAGAGGAAGAUCCGUCGCGUCUAGGCUUAGGUCUCUCGCCCGUAGCAGCGGCGAAGGGUCUAUCGGUCCUCGACGCACCUCUUCCCGCUUCUUUCGAUUCCAACGGAAUUUCCAAUGCCGCUCGAUAUCCCGGAGGACCGUGGCCCUCGUCUGUUCCCUCGCAAUUCGGACUCGAAUCGCCUUCGCCGUCGUUGAACGCGGCUAAAGACGCGAGAACAUCAGAAACGCUGAAGCUUCUUCACCACUCCGCAUUCGGUAGCAACGAACAUCUAUCUUCGGUGGCCCCCGGUUCUUCGCCUACCACCCAACCCUCGGACGAAUAUUACGGUAGACGCCAGAUGCAUUCGAGCCGCUAUGCCAAGCCUAAGAUGCUUAGCAGCAGCGCGCCUCGAGCCAUAACUGGCGCCAUCGUCGAUCGAGACUGGGAAUCGGACUUCUCCUUUUUAGAGGAGGAUUACUUGCCGGACAAUCUAAAAGACCUGCUGACUCCGGCUGAGAAAGCCCGGCGCGGAUCACGAGCGGCCGACGAAGAAUCGAACGGUCAUAGGGGAAACGGGAACUCGCCUAGCAUCGUCGGAAUGAGUGGCACGGGUACGCCUAAUGGGGAAGUGAACUCCAAAUUCGGUAGUCCCAUGGCUUCGAGCCCAAGCCGAUGGGGCCCGCUCUUCCAGCGGCAGCACGAGGAACACGAGGCGAAGAAGCACGCCGCUGCAGCUAGCGCAGGUGUAUUCGGACACGUUGGAAGCCCUCUUCGCCAAUCCAGCCUCAGCGCUAGUGUCGUGCGACCACAUAACGCGAGCCGAUCCAGUAGCAUCGAAGGCCUCAGCGCCUUGACCCAGCAGCUGCAACGCACCCGCGUGGACAGCAACGGGGGCGAAUCACCUCACCUCCAUCCCAAUUCUCACACUUCGCGACCGUCCAACGGACGAGCCGAGCGCCACGUCAGCAGUGGUUCUAUUAGCUCCAGCGCUCGAUAUACCACCCCGAUAGGAGAGGAAGACGGCGAAUUCGUUUUUAGCAUGGACGAGGACGGCGAACGAGAUAGCACCAUAAGAGCGCGGAAGCGGAUGUCUGGCGUCGGCAGCGCCAUGAGCGUCUGGGGUUCGAGCUAUGCCGGCGUCGUCGCAGGACCCGGAAAGAAGGACGACGGCGCCGCUAGAGUCGUUGAGGGAGUUGGUGGUCGGUGA
Molecule: messenger RNA, 1749 nt
Organism: Annulohypoxylon maeteangense
Lineage: Eukaryota; Fungi; Ascomycota; Sordariomycetes; Xylariales; Hypoxylaceae
Exons: 3
Coding region: 1-1749 (582 amino acids)
Biological process (GO): protein polyubiquitination
Molecular function (GO): metal ion binding; ubiquitin protein ligase activity
Source: RefSeq, a predicted model, not a curated record